GUCUGCCAACCAGGCAAGUCGUAUUUUAUAUAACGACCUAAUAUACUUACAAAGAAGUAGCAAGGACAGAGAGGAAAAUGGCAGCAGAAAUCGUCCAGCUUAACGACGACACGGAGGAUUCCGAUGCUGUGAUGAAAUUCCUUAAUAAAAAAGACGGCGUGUCACGCUUUUUAGAUGCUAUGAAAAGACACUCACAGCGACAAGAUGAAAAGAUAGAGAGUCUUAAAAGACUCAGUCGUUCAAACGAAGAAUAUUUAGCAAAAAAUGACAGCGAAAUUAAUGCGCUCAAACAGGAGAUCGAACAAGAAACGGAUCAAAAAGAAAAUUAUAUGCAACAAGUACAGGAGGAAAAAUCAAAAUCUGAAGAUCUUCGUGAAAAAUUAAUGGAUGCCGAAAGUGAUAAAUCAACACUUGAGGCAACCACAGAGUCACAGAAGAAAACUAUUGAGAACUAUGAAACAGAACUAACCGAUUGUAAAAGGCAAAUCAAGGAAAAGGAAACCGAGCUUCAACAACUAAAUAAUUCCCAUCAUAUAACAAUAAAGAAAAAAGAAGAAGAAAAUGCGUCCAUGUUGCAAGCUCUAGAGUCUUCAAGGAGAGAUGUACAAACCACAACAGACGAGCUGGAAAAAGAGAAGAAUGAAAACGCCGAACUGCGCUCAGGCCUUCGGCAGCGUGACUCCGACUUCUCUGCACUGAAGCAAAAUUGGGAACGGGAGGUUUGUGAGAAAGAGGUACUCGCUGCGUCUCUCAAAGAUGUACAACGCACCCUAAAAGAUCUUAAAAUGAAAAACGAAGACGACAUGCAAAGAAAUGGAUAUGAGAUGACGGCAUUAAACGAAAAACUAGAGCGGACCACGAAUGAAAGAGACGAAUCUCUCGAUAGGCAGAAGGAACUGAAAGAAACCAUGAAAAAUCUGGAUGAAACACUAACGAAAACCUCGACAGAGAAGGUUGGACUAGAAAAUGCCCUUAAAACAGAGAUAGAAGAUAAAGCACGUCUUCGAGUGUGUCUUGAAGAGGAACGGAAAGACUUUGAGAUCAAAAUACAACAAUCUAGAAACGAAGAGAAAAUUCUUUUGCAAAAAUGCGAAAAACAAAAGAAUGACAUCAGCGCUCUUCAAAAGAAAUUGGACGAUGCAAAAGCUGAAAAAGAGAAACUUUCUAAAGAACUUUGUUUGACGAAAGAAAGUCAUUCAAUCGCCAUGAAAGAAGAGCGGGACGCAACUGCUUCGAAAUUACAAGAACUGCAAAAAAAGAGCGAAGAGGAAAAAAGAGACGCCGAAGCAAGAAUGCAAUGCAAAAUCGUCGACCUGGAGUACCGUAAUGCUGAGCUCGAUGAUUCUCUGAGUCGUGAACAGCGGAAAAAGCCGUUCGAGAAUGUAUAG
Lingula anatina is the source of this 1388-nucleotide messenger RNA. RefSeq lists its product as uncharacterized. Gene Ontology annotation, biological process: regulation of apoptotic process. NCBI's taxonomy places the organism in Eukaryota, Metazoa, Brachiopoda, Lingulata, Lingulida, Lingulidae. The record is from RefSeq and is a predicted model, not a curated record.